AUGUCCAAAAUCGUUUUCCAUUCACUCCGCGCGAUAUCGGCCCCAGGAGCACGCCUCACCCGCGUAAAUUUCUGUGGGGUCCCUGCAAGCCUGCCCUGCCGACCCUCCGGCGCCAUCGGCCGUGAUUCCGCGAAUCCUUCAACGACCUCAUCCUUCACAAGCGCCUCGCGCGCCGCACGUCGCCCCGCGCACCUCCCCGACGCCGGCUUCCGUUCCUUCCCGCCCAGCGCCAUGGGGGCCGCGCGCGAGUCCGCCGACCCCACCGCCGCGGCCAAGCAGUACCUCCGGACGCACAUCAAAGCCGCCCUCCGCAAGCUCACCAAGGAGCGCAUGGCCGCGGACAGCGAGGCCGUCUGCCGGCACGUCCUCGCCUCGACCUGCCUGGCGCGUGCCCAGCACGUCGGCUUCUACUUGUCCUGCGCGAAACUCCGCGAGGUCGGCACGGAGCCGCUCGAGCGGUUCCUCCUCGCCGAGGGCCGCGCCGGCAGCGCCACCCCCGCCGCGUACAUCCCGAUCGUCGACGGCGGCGCGUCCCACGAGAUGCGCCUGCUGCGCAUCCUCCCCGGGGAGGCGAUCGAGGCCACGGGGCCGUUCGGGAUCCGGGAGCCGCAGCACGACCCGCCGGGGGGCGGACCGCGCGAGAACCUCGCGGACCUCGACGAGCCGCUCGACGUGCUCUUCAUGCCGGGCCUCGGAUUCGACAGGUCCGGGCACAGGUUGGGUCGCGGUGGUGGGUACUACGACGCGUUCCUGGAGGGGGCGCUCGCGAGGGCGAAAGAGAAGGGGUGGCCGGCGCCGUUGCUGGUGGCGCUAGCGUUUCCUGAGCAGGUGGUGGACGAGAUUCCCGUCACGGCGCACGACGCCGGCGUCGACGUGAUUGUGUUGCCGGACGGGCCCGUGUUCUGCACCGAGGCUGGGCGGGAGCGCUGGUGA
Molecule: messenger RNA, 933 nt
Organism: Pedinophyceae sp. YPF-701
Lineage: Eukaryota; Viridiplantae; Chlorophyta; Pedinophyceae
Source: the annotation of a GenBank genome assembly